Cloeon dipterum is the source of this 1174-nucleotide messenger RNA. RefSeq names its product eukaryotic translation initiation factor 3 subunit i (gene eIF3i). Gene Ontology annotation, biological process: cytoplasmic translational initiation. The record is from RefSeq and is a predicted model, not a curated record. The coding region runs from base 97 to 1077 and encodes 326 amino acids. Gene Ontology annotation, cellular component: eukaryotic translation initiation factor 3 complex, eIF3m; cytoplasm. Gene Ontology annotation, molecular function: RNA binding; translation initiation factor activity; protein binding. The transcript has 4 exons. NCBI's taxonomy places the organism in Eukaryota, Metazoa, Arthropoda, Insecta, Ephemeroptera, Baetidae.
CCCAGCGGUGCAAGCGAAAUAACGUAACGUGGUUUGUGCAUCUUUGUGCAACUGUUCCUCCUUUUGAGCCGAUUUCAAAGCGAAAAAGCGGCCGUAAUGAAGCCGCUGAUGCUUCACGGGCACGAGCGUGCCAUCACGCAGAUCAAAUACAACCGCGAGGGCGAUUUGCUCUUCUCGUCGGCCAAGGAUCACUCGCCGAAUGUGUGGUACUCGCUGAACGGCGAACGACUCGGCACCUUCAAUGGCCACUCCGGCGCCGUAUGGACGCUGGACAUCGACUGGCAGACCCGUUUCUUCAUGUCCGGCGCCGCCGACUUCACGCUGCGCAUAUGGGACUGCUCGACCGGCACCCAGCUGGGCAACAUCGUGACCAGGUCGUCGGUGAGGACGUGCGCGUUCAGCUACAGCGGUAACAUGGCCGUCUUCACCACCGACAAAGCUAUGGGUCACCCUUGCGAGAUCUUCGUCGUCGACACGCGCAACAUUGACUCGUCCUUCAGCGAUAACGACCCCAUCAUGCGCAUUCCUAUUUCCGAUUCGAAGGUGACUUCUAUUCUUUGGGGAGCCCUGGACGAGACAAUUCUGACUGGCCACGAGGACGGCACUGUCAAAAUCUGGGACUUGCAGAGUGGAAAGGAACUCGCCAAGGCCAGAGAGCAUACGAAUUCUGUGAACGACAUGCAAAUGAACAAGGAUCAAUCGAUGUUCAUCACCGCGUCCAAGGACAACACGGCUAGACUGUUUGAUGCCAACAACCUGAUGGCCUUGAAGGUUUACAAGACCGAGCGACCUGUCAACAGUGCGGCGAUCUCGCCAAUUCUUGAUCAUGUGGUUUUGGGUGGUGGUCAGGAAGCGAUGGACGUGACGACGACCUCAACCCGUAUCGGAAAAUUCGACUCUCGUUUCUUCCAUCUGGUGUUUGAGGAGGAGUUCGGCCGAGUGAAGGGCCAUUUCGGUCCAAUCAACUCGGUGGCGUUCCACCCUGACGGAAAGAGCUACAGCAGCGGAGGAGAGGACGGCUACGUGCGCGUCCACACGUUUGACCAGUCUUACUACGAGUUCAACUUUGACUAUUAGUGCGACGAGGCGACUCUCUGGACAUUCUUGUGAAAUCUCGGAUUUAGUGACGACGACAAGUGAACAAGGGAAAAUAAAAUGCCAAAAAAACAACAAA